This is a messenger RNA of Auxenochlorella protothecoides, 282 nucleotides long. RefSeq lists its product as hypothetical. Bases 1 to 282 code for a protein of 93 amino acids. The transcript has 2 exons. NCBI's taxonomy places the organism in Eukaryota, Viridiplantae, Chlorophyta, Trebouxiophyceae, Chlorellales, Chlorellaceae. The record is from RefSeq and is a predicted model, not a curated record.
AUGCAGACCGUCGCCGUGUCUCUGCUGUGUCGGAGGUCUGUGGUCGCAGCAACGCAGUCCCUCUCCCUGGGACCAGCGCCCAGUCUGGCGCACUUCCUCCAUAGAUACAGCACAGAGACGAAUGUGCCAUCUACCUCCAGCAGCGACGUGUACGUUUACACAUCGCCGUACGGCCCCACGGUUCGGAAUGUGAAGAGUGUACAGAACGGCGAGCCAGAUUGUCAGCUCAGCGUCAGCAGGGGGUCGUCAGCGAGUGGGCGCUCCCGAACGAGCCAAGCUUGA